GAACCAUCGCCAAUCCCCCUUCGCGGGUACGUAACAAAAUUUGAAGGAAGAAGAAGUAGAAGAAGAAAUACGUACCAGUUCGAUGCAGCACGUACUCAACCUGCCCGCUUUCUACUAUGUGGACAGUUCACCUUUGCUCGCCUCGGUGGCUAUUGGCAGCGUCCUGGACUACUUGCACCGGCGCUGGCCAACAUGGCGGCCCGCAGCGUCCACAUAACGCGCUUCCAGAAGACUUGGUUGGGAUCGGCGCUCGCCGUGGGCGCCAUCGCGGCCUGCCUUGUGAGCGGAUUCCUCUUCGAGCACUUGCGAUGCGUGAGGUCAACCCAGCUGUCACCGCUGGGCUUCAUUGGCGGCUGCCUCUGCAUCGGGCUGUGCAACGCCAGCCUUCCAUGGAUAUUCGCGGGUCUCGUGCUCACCGGCUUCUGCUGCGGCCUCGUUUCGCUCGCGGUUCCCGUGUUUGUGGCCGAGACCAGCCCGCCGCAAGUUCAUGGCCUCCUCGUCUCCGGCGUGCAGUUGGCCAUCAAGAUGGGCGCGCUGGCAGACUUCGUAGGCGGCAAGUGGCUCUACUGGCUGGCCCUCGCUCUGCUGCGUACCGUGGGCGCCGUGCUCACGGCCGUCUCCAUGGCGUUCGCCGUCGGCUCCCCCAGCUGGCUGGUGACCUACGGCCGACUCGACGAGGUGCUAUACGCCCUGCGAUUCCUGUACGGGCCAAGGUUCUGCGCCGGAUCCGAGUGCCUGAUCUACGGGGAUAGCUUGCUGCGUCAGCCGGCUGCCGUCGGACACCUGCUGCAGCCCAGCUUCUCGCUGCCGCUCGCCUACACGCUCCUGCUCGUGUUCGUCGACCAUUUCCGCGGCACCAACAUUAUCACCUUAUGCGCUGCCAAGACAUUGGAGCGCUACGGGUCGGUGACCUCGGCCGCCGGCUGCACGAUUAGGUUGGGCGUGGUGGAAGUAAUGUCGUUACAUACAUACGUACAUGUUCUUGUUUGUAUAUUUGUGUCGCGCGCUCAACCUGCCCGCUUUCUACUAUGUGGCCGGUUCAUCGUCGCUCGCCUCGGCGGGCAGAGUCGGCGGGCAGGGCCGUGGCGGGCUCGCCACGGGCAGAGUCCUGGGCUGCUUGCACCGGCGCUGGCCAGUAUGGUAGACCGCGGUGUCGACAUGACGCUGUUCCAGGAGGCUUGGUUCGGCUUGGUGCUAAAGGCUUACUCGGUGCUAGCCGUGGGCGCCCUCGUGGGCAGCCUGGUGAGCGGCUUCCUCGCCGAACGCUUCCGACGCGUGCGGCCCAUCCAGCUGUCGUCGCUUGGAUUCGUGGGCGGCUGCCUCUGCAUCGCGCUGUGCAACGCCAGCCUGGAUCGGUUGCUGCGUUUGUGCUCCGGCGUGCAGUUGGCCAUCACGCUGGACGUGCUGGUCGCCUUCGUCCACGGCAAGUGGCUCGAUUGGCUGGCCCCCGCUCUGCUGUGUACCGUGGGCACCGUGCUCGUGGCCGUCUCCAUGGCCUUCGCCAUCGAGUACCCCCCCGGGUGGCUCGUGACCCACGGCCGGCGCGACAGGGCGCUCGACGCUCUGCGAUUACUGUACGGGCCAAAGUACUGCGCCGAGGCCGAGUGCCUGACCAACGGGGCUAUCUUGCUGCGUCAGCCGGCUGGCGUCGGAGACAGGCGGCAGCGCAACUUCUCGCUGCCGCUCGCCUACACGCUCCUGCUCAAGUUUUUUCCAACAGUUCAGCGGCAUCAACGUUAUCACCUUCUACGCUGUGAAGAUAUUCGAGUUGCCCGGUUUGAAAUUUCUGCCGCCGACUGCACGAUUAUGAUGAGUGUGGUGCGAGUAAUCUCGUCGCUCGCAGCAUCGCUGCUCGUCGACUCUAUGGGUCGCCGCGGCCUCGUGCUUGUCUCGUCUCUAAUUGUGAUGGCCAGCCUGAAGGCGUCGGGCUUCUUCUACUACAAAGACAUGGACAAUGAAGAAUUCCGCCAUCGCUAUUUCUACGUGCCGCUCGCGUCGCUCACGACGCAUAUUGCCACUUCCUGCCUCGGUCCGCUGCCAUCGGUCGUUAUGGGAGAGAUUCCAACACCCAGAGCCUACAGUCUCUUCCCCGGUGUCAGCACCGCCUUCUGCUUCUUCUGCGAGUUGCUUAUCACCAAGGAGUUCCAGGACUUCGCCCGUUAUUCAACUUUCCCGUUCUCUUCUGGAUGUUCGUGUUGGCCACUGUUUGCAGGUCAUCUUCGUCUACAUGUGCAUUCCAGAGACCAAGGGGAAGUCUCUCGAAUACAUCAGUCAGGUAUUCGAGAGCCUUCCGGAGUUCGGUUCUAGUGACACUCAAUUUCAUCCAGUCUCGACUGCGCCUUCUUUCGAGUGUCUCACGGUGUAGGGAAGUCACCUGGUUUUU
Messenger RNA from Dermacentor andersoni, 2383 nucleotides. The record is from RefSeq and is a predicted model, not a curated record. Lineage: Eukaryota; Metazoa; Arthropoda; Arachnida; Ixodida; Ixodidae.